AUGAAAGAACAGAGAGGGAGUUUUAGUUUUGCAUUGGUCGGAAACGCUGCAGGAUGGCCAUCACCAACUCUUAUCAAGAUGAAAAACAUGGAUGCUCCAGUGAUCCUGGACUCUGGCCAAAUAUCGUGGAUGGUCUCCAUGAUCUAUCUCGGACACUUAAUCAGCCCCGUACCAAGUGGAAUGAUGAUGGAUAAGUACGGAAGGAAGCAAGCGAUUCUCCUUUUAGCUCUUCUACCUCUCAUCUCAUGGCUGAUGAUUUUUUGCACAGCUUCAGCAACGUCUUUGUACAUCGCCAGAUUCAUCGCAGGGCUUUGGGCUGGCGCUACUUCCACCAUAAUACCCAUCUAUAUUGGGGAAAUUGCUGAACCAAAGUUGCGAGGGUCGCUAACGAUGUUUACACAUCUCAUGAGAAACUUUGGAGUUCUUUUGGUUUACUUUGUCGGCCCUUACGUUUCUUAUUCAGAACUCGCAAUGAGUUGUGCAAUUUUGACAUUUUUAUUCAUUGUGUCUUUUGCGUUCAUACCAGAAUCGCCGUACUAUCUCUUAAUGCAUGGGAAAGAGGAACAAGCUUAUAAAUCACUCAAUUGGCUAAGAGGUAGUAGUGGAAAUGCUUCCGUCAAUGACGAGUUACACAAAAUGAAAGAAGCGAUGAAUAAACAGCUGAUGAACAAAGGGUCUUUCAAGGACGUUUGGAACAACAAAGGAAACAGAAAGGCAUUUAUUAUAUCUGAAGUUUAUUCUGUUACUAAAAGAUUAACAGGUUCAGGAGUUUUGCAAGCUUACGUUUCAAUGACGUUGCCGGCUUUAACAUUUGGAAUCUUCAACCCAGACGACUGUGCGAUCAUUCUCGGUUUGAUUAGUUUAAUUUCUUCCGUCACAUCAGUUUUUCUCGCUGUUCAUUUCAACCGACGAUGUCUAAUAACUGUUUCUUCAGCUGGAUGUGCGUUAACGAUGGCGUUAGUUUCAACAUGGUUCUAUCUCCGUGACACCGAUUACGAUGUACAACGCUACAGUGAAUGGUUGUUUAUUUCUUAUAUACUUUACAACUCUACUUUUUCAUUAGGGCUCGGUCCAAUAGGGACGAGUAUGAAGGGGGAAUUGUUUGCUGCUAAUUCCCACGAGAGGCCCGAAGCUGUCAUACAUUCUAAAGGUAACCUUAUCUUCCAGCUUUGCAAUUAA
Macrosteles quadrilineatus (aster leafhopper) is the source of this 1179-nucleotide messenger RNA. RefSeq names its product facilitated trehalose transporter Tret1-like. The coding region runs from base 1 to 1179 and encodes 392 amino acids. Gene Ontology annotation, cellular component: membrane. The record is from RefSeq and is a predicted model, not a curated record. The transcript is spliced from 3 exons. NCBI's taxonomy places the organism in Eukaryota, Metazoa, Arthropoda, Insecta, Hemiptera, Cicadellidae. Gene Ontology annotation, biological process: transmembrane transport. Gene Ontology annotation, molecular function: transmembrane transporter activity.